AUGCCACCGAAGAAGAGAGCGAGGGCCGCAUCGUCUCGAGCUGACAGUGAGGAGCCGCAAGCGAAGCGCCAAACGCGAGGCGCCACUAAGAAAAACGCCAAUGCACUCCCUUUGGGCUCAGCCGAGGUCAACGAUGAAGCUGCUGACAAUGCAAGCCCAAAUACCACUACAGCUCCUGCCAAACAGAAACGCCGUCAAAAGAAGCAGAAGAGAGCCGACGCGGAGCCCGACGGUACUACCGUCACAAGAGACACGUUGUCCAACGCCGAAGAUGAUGCUACUACUACACUUAUAAUACCCGACCAGAAACCAACCACGGCUAAGCCGAACCUUGUUGACGAUCUGUUCGACUCUGUGAAGGAGGACGGAAACGAUGUUGGUGAUGAGACUGAUGACCAAAUAGCGACGACGUCAAAGAAGCUUGUGGUCCCAAUUGAUGAACAGUGCCCACUUGCUUCACAUCGCGUCUUCAUUGAUGCCGUUGACGGCGUCAUCUACGACGCCUCACUCAAUCAGACCAAUGCGUCAAACAACAAUAACAAGUACUACCGCAUUCAGCUUUUAGAAGGCGCCAAUGGCAACUACAAGACUUGGACGCGCUGGGGACGUGUUGGUGAACCGGGAAAAGGCCUUCUACUCGGUGAUGGCUCCCUCGAUGAUGCGCUGAGUCAGUUUGAGGCCAAGUUUAAGGACAAGUCGGGCCAUAAGUGGGCGGACAGGAGGGCAACUCCAAAGAACAACAAAUAUGUGUUUCUCGAGAAGUCAUACGAGCCAGAUGCGGACGAUGCGCCAACAACAGCUGGUGCCUCGAAGCGCAAAGUCAAGUCACUGAGAUCCAGCCUCCACCCUGCUGUGCAAUCGUUGAUGGAGCUCAUCUUCAACCAGCAGUACUUCGCUCGUACGAUGGAAAGCCUGAACUACGACGUGAACAAGCUGCCUCUCGGGAAGCUGAGCAAGGUGACUAUCACUCGUGGUUUCCAGGCACUGAAAGAUCUUGCUGCUCUGCUGCAAACGCCGAACCCAGCCGUGACAGAUGUGGAGCACCUCUCAAAUUCGUACCUAUCGAUCAUUCCGCAUAACUUUGGCCGUGGUCGCCCACCCAUCAUCAGAGACGUUGAAGUGCUGAAGAAGGAGGUCGAGCUGCUUGAAAGCUUAAGCGAGCUUAAAGAUGCGGACGACAUCCUCAAAGCUGAAGACGCCGGCUCUGUCGAGGAGAUCCACCCUCUCGAUUCCCGCUUCCAAGGUCUGGGCUUGUCAGAGAUGACGCCUCUGCUGAAAAGCAGUUCAGAGUACUCCGAACUCAGUUUGUAUCUCAGCAAGACUUGUGGCGAGACGCAUUACUUCAAUUACACCAUUGAGGACAUCUUCCGCAUUGAGCGCAACGGCGAAAGUGAGCGCUUCGAGAAGAGCGGCUUCGCCACGAUCGCUAGUGACAAACGUCUUCUCUGGCAUGGCUCUCGUACGACCAACUACGGCGGCAUCCUCAGUCAAGGCCUGCGUAUCGCGCCGCCGGAAGCGCCUGUCAACGGAUACAUGUUCGACAAAGGAGUAUACCUUGCCGACAUGUCGUCAAAGUCGGCCAAUUACUGCGCUUCAUACGAUUCUGACGGCUACGGGCUGUUGUUGCUGUGUGAGGCAGAGCUCGGCCAACCCAUGCAAGUUCUCCAACACGCCAAGUACGACGCCGCUUCCUCCGCCAAGGAGCAGGGUGUUUACUCGACGUGGGGCCAAGGCCUGACAGGACCGAAAGGCUGGAAGGACGCUGCUUGUGUGCACCCUUCGCUUGCGGGCGUCAAGAUGCCUGAUGUCAGUACGCCUCCUGGCGAAACGAAAGUGCCGACCGCAUAUCUGCUGUACAAUGAGUACAUCUGUUACGAUUUCGCUCAAGUCCGCCUGCGGUAUUUACUGAGAGUGCGGAUGUGA
Molecule: messenger RNA, 1923 nt
Organism: Baudoinia panamericana UAMH 10762
Lineage: Eukaryota; Fungi; Ascomycota; Dothideomycetes; Mycosphaerellales; Teratosphaeriaceae
Exons: 6
Coding region: 1-1923 (640 amino acids)
Molecular function (GO): NAD+ poly-ADP-ribosyltransferase activity
Source: RefSeq, a predicted model, not a curated record